AGGAAGCGUCGCCUCUACAACUAGUUAGCUUAAAUUAACAUUUAACAGUCGAAAAUGUUGAACGAUAGCGAGCUCGCAACGCUGAGAAAUCGAUUUAACAGAAAUGUCGAGCUACUUGCACAGGCAGCAGCAUCGGGGGGACGGAGAAAAGCGUCAAGAAGAAAAGAUGCCAAACCACUUCCUCGCUUUAACAAACACUCUGUUUUCUGGAUUGUGGCAUCUGUAGCUGUGACUUACUAUGUAGAUUUCCUUCGCACCAUCUUGGAAAACGAUGAUAUUAAAAGCUGGUGGUUCAAUGCGGGUCUGGUUCUCCUCGGGAUCUGCUUGUCUCUGGCCGCGUUUUAUGUGUACCUUGAGUGGUUCAGAGGCAUCCAGCACUACGACCAGGAGUAUCCCAUCCCUCCCAUCACCACCGCGGCCUUCAUUUCUGCGUCAUGCAGCUUCAACAUCGCUCUGUGGCCGGUGUGGUCCUUCUGCACGCCGCUCAUUCUCUUCACACAGUUCAUGGGUGUGGUCAUGUUCAUCUCUCUGCUGGGAUGAAUCUGAAAGCUCCAGAAUCAUCCUGCUUAAAACCACAAGAUAAAGUUUUUUUAUUUCUGUUUCUCCAUUUCUUUUACCAACUUUGUACAACAAAGAUUUUUCCAACUUCGCAACACUGGAAACACCACCAAGCAAAAUCUCAUUGCU
Salarias fasciatus (jewelled blenny) is the source of this 687-nucleotide messenger RNA. It is a transcript of the gene tmem128, whose product is annotated as transmembrane protein 128. NCBI's taxonomy places the organism in Eukaryota, Metazoa, Chordata, Actinopteri, Blenniiformes, Blenniidae. The record is from RefSeq and is a predicted model, not a curated record.